CCCACAAGCGGAGGGAAGGGGGAGAUCGAGUUUCUGAAUCAUCUUUUUAAUUUCGUUGGAUCAGUUUCUUCCAGCCUGCGUUUUCUAUCAAACUAAAAGGAGGAGUUUCAUAACGUAAAGAAGAAGAUGAAGACAACGAAAGGAGGCAAAGUCAUGAACCCUACGGAUGCCUACCGUAAGGAGCUUCGUAAAAAGGAACUCAAACGGAAUAAAAAAGAAAGAAAAAAGGUGAGGGAGGUCGGAAUUCUGAAGAAGGACCCGGAGGCAAUCAGGGAGCAGAUUGAGAAAUUGGAAAUGAUGAAGGCUGAUGGUGCUCUGGACAAAGCAAGAAAGCACAAGAAGAGGCAGCUCGAGGACACACUUAAUCUUGUUCUUAAGAAAAGAAAGGAACUUCAUGAGAAAAUGAAGGAGAAGGGUGAGACCCCAGUAAUGUUUAGUCAUCUGGGGCCUCCUCGAAGAAGGACAAGUGCAGAAGAAGAAGAGAGAGUGAAACACCCAAAGCCAGAAGACUCUGCUUACUAUCAUCCAACUCUGAAUCCUACUGGUGCCCCACCACCUGGAAAGCCUCAAAUGUAUUUAUCCUCAAUAGGACCCAGAAUUCCCUUAUCUAGUGAUGUGGCAUCAUCCUCAAAAACAGAAUCAGAUGAUGCUACUUUAGCUGUACCACUACCACCUCCACCACCUCCUCCGUUGCCAGAUACUGCAAAAUUGGGCUCUGAUGAUGGCUCUGUUGUCCCUGAGUCUUUGCCUCUACCACCUCCACCUCCACCUCCGAUGCCUCCAACUGUUGCAGGAAACUUAGGUAUGUCAUUGCCGCCACCACCUUUACCACCACCACCUCCUGGACCUCCACCGAAAGAACAAAUUGCAGGUCGUCCACCACUUCCUCCUCCUCCACCUCUUCAACAAUUAUCACAACCACCUCCUCCCGGCAUCAGUGCUAAUGAAAGGGAGAGAAUUGAUGACCCCUCCAAGGUGUCAUCUCAGGUGCAUCUUCCACCUCCGCCACCACCUGGAAUGUCACAAAAAUCUGCAGGUAAUGAGUCUGAAGGGGCUCCAUCUGAAGCUGAUGUGAAUAAUCCUCUAGCAACCAAGGAUCUUUCUAACAUGGUUCCACCACCACCACCACCACCUCCGAUGCAACAACCUCCAGUGGCAGGAUCUACAUUGAUUCCAACCAUACAGCCUGAUGUAUUGCCUCCAGGAAUAUCACAUUUCCCUCCACCUCCACCUCCACCUCCUCUAGACAUGCGCCCUCCACUAUCUGCUCCAGUGAUUCCUGGUGGGACUGCCCAUCCUGGUAUGAUGGUUCCUCCAAUGAUGAGACCACCAUUUGGUCCUCCCCCAAUGAUGAGGCCACCUCUUCCACCUGGUCCUCCACCUACCUUACAGGAAGGAGAGUAUCCUGCAAACAGGCUACCUGGGCCACAGAAGCCAUCAUAUGUGAAGUCUGCUGCCUCAACUGUUGUUAAAAGGCCACUAGCUCAGCACACUCCUGAACUUACAGCUAUGGUUCCUGCUUCUGUCCGAGUCAGGCGAGAAACUGUCCUCCCAAAAGCAAAGCCCAAGUCGUCAGUGUCGACAACUGUAGCAGCCAUUCAGCCUGCAGCUCCAAUGGUUGUGAAGAAGCAAGAAUCAAUUAGCUCAUCAUCAGCACCAAAACCUCAGAGUAUUGAUGACUCAUAUAUGGCAUUUUUGGAGGAUAUGAAAGCACUUGGUGCACUUGAUAGUUGAUAAUUUUAUUGGCGGGUGAGACAGACAAGAUAGAGAAGAGGCAUGCAAAGGAUCAAAUUGUGUACAGGCAAACAUACAGUGGAUGCAUUAUUUUUCUUGAAGCUGGCCUUUGGUUUCCUUUGUUCCCUUCUUGUUCAGGGACCUCUUUGUAUCAGUUUUUCAUCAUAUUUCUUGAUCGCGUUUUUUUAGACUGGUCAAAUUUCUUGAUAUAAAUGUAACUUGGGAGCGAUUUUUACUUGGUGAACUAUAGAAACGCUAACCUGGAGGACAUGAAAUUUUUUUUAAAAAAAAAUGGCAUCUUUCACCUGC
Molecule: messenger RNA, 2043 nt
Organism: Mangifera indica (mango)
Lineage: Eukaryota; Viridiplantae; Streptophyta; Magnoliopsida; Sapindales; Anacardiaceae
Product: protein EARLY FLOWERING 5
Exons: 9
Coding region: 127-1734 (535 amino acids)
Biological process (GO): mRNA cis splicing, via spliceosome
Cellular component (GO): spliceosomal complex
Source: RefSeq, a predicted model, not a curated record